Messenger RNA from Misgurnus anguillicaudatus (oriental weatherfish), 1670 nucleotides. RefSeq lists its product as uncharacterized. The record is from RefSeq and is a predicted model, not a curated record. NCBI's taxonomy places the organism in Eukaryota, Metazoa, Chordata, Actinopteri, Cypriniformes, Cobitidae.
UAUGUGGAUAUUUAAUGGCAUAUGAGACGUUCAUUGCCGUUAUAUUAUCUCGUCUAAUAUUCAAAUCAUAUGCGGAAUAAUGUGUGCAUCUUUGAAUAACUGUAAGAAUACAGAUUCAUUUGAAAAUAAUUUUUGUCAAAGUUUUGAGAAAUAAUCAUGUUGUGAGGAUAUUUAUAUAUUUCAGUUGAAUACUCUCGUCUAUUAAUAUGGAAAUCUAAUAAAAAUCGAAUAGUAGGAAAUAUAAAAUGUGAUACUGCAAAGUUACCCUUCUAAAUUUUAUUUAUGAUAUAUAGCCAUAUGGAGAUAAACCUUUGCAAAUGUGCUGAUUUUAUCCAUUCAAGUACUGACCACCAGUUCAGAGAUUUUAAACAUCCUAUCCACACUUUCUAUCAAAUAGUCUCCGCUUGAUGGAUCAAUCCGACCGCAUAUGUACUGAAAUAAACAGGUAUUCGGCGACGCGGCUUUUCACAUCAAAGGCUGACAGGCUAUGCAAUUUGGAGAGGGGCCGUUCAUUAAUCCCCCUAUAUUUUUUUUAAAAUCCUAAAAAUGGUUGGACCUGGCGAACAGGUUGAGCACUUUUAUAUAGCCUACUGUGUUGAGCAAAGAGGCUGCACAGUUUGACCAGAGGGAAGCGGCCGCACAUCAGGCCGCCAGACGGGGUUGCUAUAUAACUUGCAAUGUAUAACUAUUAUCAGACCGGCCCUCGCAGCCUCAAAACACUACCGGCCCACCGGGAAAUGUCCCGACUCUCCCGAUGGCCACUCCGCUACUGCUUAGGACGCAAGAGGAAAAACCACCAGAAUGUUUUGUUCCUUUGGAAAACACAUGCCCCUACUGUCCUGGUGUCCAGGUGUUUCUGUUGCCAUCAAGGAGUGUCCAACAUGCAACGGCAUUGUGAGGUUCCAGGAGUAUUCUUCUGGGUUUCACAACUUCAACAACCGUGUUCCCUUAACACUGCCUCUGUGUCAACUUCUCCUGUCUGGACUAGCAAACAAAACAACUAGUGGGCGGAUGCUGAAUACCUUGUCAUUUUUCAAUGACAACCGUUACCACCACCAAUUACUGAGGAGAGCAUUUCACCACUUUCUCUCCUUAACAAAUUUCACUUUUGACUUCUUCUGCUACCAGUGUGGAUAUCAUCCAACUGUAAUUAUAGCUGAUACAAAUUGGAAACUGGCAUUUGAUAUCCCACUUGGAACUUUUAAAAGGCCUGAUGCAGAUAGCAUAUCUGACAAUGAUCUGGAAAUAGACAUCGCAAAAUCCUGGUCAGAUCUGGACAAGUCACAAAUAGCAGAAGGACUGAUAUCAGGAGAAUCCAUUGCAAACCCAUAUUACACACCUGUUUGCCACUCAACCUUAGCGCCGUGGAUGGGGGAGCAUACCAGAAUUGGAGACAUUCUACCUAAAACUGAAGUCAAGAAGGCAAUGAAAUCCAGAAAAAAACAUGACAUAAGACAUCCACCAAAAAUGAUUAAUGAGGACAUAAUACUUGAACUCAUUGAAUCAAAAAAGGUACAUUUUGCACAUGACAAUAUAGCUUUCCAUGCAAUUUUCUAUUUAUAAUGUUAUUCAGUAACAUUUUGGUUUACUUACUGUUGUAUUUGUAAGACACAUUUAUAGUUUGAUAUGAUUUUAAUGGGUCCUUUUCAUGUACAGCCUCAAAAAAAAAG